UUUUUUGUGCCUGGGUUUUUGGUGCCUGACUUGAUACAAACUUUGCCAUCAGCCUCUGCCAGUCUGCAUGUUCUUGGAAAAAUUUCUGUUCUCUUUCUCAUCGACUCGUUCAUAAGGGUCUAUCCUCACUCAUUGUUCAAAAUGGGAGUCUACCGUUAUGUACAGGAGCUGUACCGGAAGAAGCAGAGCGAUGUCAUGCGUUAUCUGCUCCGUGUUCGUGUCUGGCAAUACCGUCAGCUAACCAAGUUUCAUCGUGCUCCAAGGCCAUCCCGACCGGAUAAGGCCCGCCGCCUUGGAUAUAAGGCUAAACAAGGAUUUUCAAUUUUCCGAGUACGUGUUCGCCGUGGAGGCCGCAAGCGCCCAGUUGCCAAGGGAUGUACCUACGGUAAACCCAAAAGCCAUGGUGUUAACCAACUCAAACCAUAUCGCUGCUUGCAGUCGGUUGCCGAGGAACGUGUAGGUCGACGCGUCGGAGGGCUUCGAGUUCUCAAUUCAUACUGGGUCGCUCAGGAUGCUGCGUACAAAUACUACGAAGUGAUUAUGGUCGAUACUGCCCACAACGCCAUCCGACGUGAUGCUAAGGUUAACUGGAUUUGCCAAGCCGUUCACAAGCAUCGUGAGUUGCGUGGCCUGACAUCGGCCGGAAAGAGCAGCCGUGGUCUGGGCAAAGGCUACCGCUAUGCACAGACAAUCGGAGGCUCACGACGGGCCUGCUGGCGCCGACGCAACCGUCUUCACAUGCGUCGUUACCGUUAAGGAGCUACUAGGCAGAUUUAAUCAAUUCUGUCAUGCUGCAGCUCAUUUCUUAAAUACGAUAUGCAGUUGGAUGCUAAUGCAUAAUUGAGAAUAUAUGAUCUAUUGAAAA
Molecule: messenger RNA, 865 nt
Organism: Malaya genurostris
Lineage: Eukaryota; Metazoa; Arthropoda; Insecta; Diptera; Culicidae
Gene: RpL15
Product: large ribosomal subunit protein eL15
Exons: 3
Coding region: 142-756 (204 amino acids)
Biological process (GO): cytoplasmic translation
Cellular component (GO): cytosolic large ribosomal subunit; ribosome
Molecular function (GO): RNA binding; structural constituent of ribosome
Source: RefSeq, a predicted model, not a curated record